Molecule: messenger RNA, 8364 nt
Organism: Homarus americanus (American lobster)
Lineage: Eukaryota; Metazoa; Arthropoda; Malacostraca; Decapoda; Nephropidae
Exons: 13
Coding region: 211-4473 (1420 amino acids)
Cellular component (GO): cytoplasm
Molecular function (GO): ATPase inhibitor activity; protein-folding chaperone binding
Source: RefSeq, a predicted model, not a curated record
GGUUAUGGUGGAGGCUCGCUGGCUAGUGCUGCCUUCCUCUCUCCUCGCUCACACCAUACCACUUACAUCACUAACUCUCAAUAUUUCUUCAGUACUAAGUAUAAAACACCGUCAGCAUCACAGAAUAAAUAAAGGAAGGAGUUACAUUAGUACUGGGAAUUUGAAUUUUGUUUAGCGAGUUUAUCGUACAAUGUGUGGCAGCAGCGAGUGAUGGAGAUAUGGAACAAGCUCUUCACUCCCCGCAGGAAAAAUGAAAUUAAUAAGGUACAGAAGACUCCGGCCCCAACACCUAAGAAGAGCUCCCAGAACCAGUCUGGAGGAGGAGCUCCUCCAUUUCACCUGCAGAGGGAUGGUAUUAGAGUUCUCUUGUUCCGCGAAUGUGACACACGAGGACGUAAGUUACUCUACGACUCAAAGACGGUGGUGCAGGUUCCCAUCUCGGACAGUUCAUCUGUUGUCCCCUCAUGUAAAACAUUGUUCAAGACCAGCUGGAGCAGUGGGUCAUCGGUCAGCUCAGUCAACAGUGCUGCAGCGCCACAUGUGUCACAAGUCAUUAACAACACAAAUUCAUCAAUUAAUGUUAAGUCUACAGCACCUUCCUCCUCAUCCUUCAAGUCUGACAUCUUUGCAGAGAUAAGUGGAGGCUAUGGCUAUCAGUACCGGCAGCAGGAAAACGAUACCAAGCUACUGGGAGAGAUGGUGUUUGGAGCUGUUGCCCUGGCCUACCGAGGGUCGUGCUCCAAGCUACACCUUCUACACAACCCUCAUCGCAUUCUCUUGUCUCGCACUGCUCCUGCGCCCCACUCAUAUUUACGACCCUCUGGUGCUAGCAGUGACCAGGGAAUAGAAGAUACAUCAUUCAGUAGUUCCAUUAGUUCAUGGAGUGAAGCCACGUCACGAACAGACAGCUUGGAAGCACCUUGGGGGCCAGGUGGCUGUGGUGGAGGCUCCACUUGGGCAAUGGAAAUGCCCCACAUGCUGAGUACAUCUAACAGUGAAGGAGAUUCAGGAUUUGGUGGACCUCCCUCGCCAUAUUCAUCAACGUGUGGCUCAUUUCUUUCCCCACCAUCAAUACCCAACACCCCUCAGGGAACACCAUCCUCACGUCAAGGAUCAGGCAGUAGUCUCAAACAUUCAGGUAGCUUUAACAGCCUACAGCGGCGGUUCUUGCGCAAUGUCAACACCUCUCUGGAAGCUCUGGGACGUGAAGGUGAAAUUCAAGAGGAAGGAACUGCUUCGUUGUCACAGCCUGCACGUCGGGUUACCAAGUUGGGCUUUGCUGUCAUUAUCCAACUUGGCAAUAACUUGUCUGAACUGGAGAGGGAGGUGGAAGAAUGGGUAUUUCUGCAUCUUAGUGUAAUAGAAGCCUUGAUGAACAAGCUCCAGUCAUCUCUAGAUGUUGCUUACUUAAACCGCCAGAGUUUCGUCUCAACAACCCAUCAAGCUGUCACACAGCUCCAGCAGGACAUAAUAGAUCUGGUGAGUGGGCCACGACUGUGUCGACCUGUCUGGCUGGGGCUGUUGGGCAAACCAUCGACAAGUGAUCGGCAGACCCUGUGCUCCACCUUUGUAGAUACCCUGGCCUCAGUACUUACCACUUUUGACACAAAGCAAACCAACUUUUUUGUGAGCAAGUUGUUGACUGCUGUGCUGACUCAUCAUCUUGGAUGGGUGUCAACUGUUGCUCCUGGGGACCAUGUAGUGUGUACACCUACUGCUGCUCAGGCAUCAUGGGUUGAGCGCCUUAACGAGUCCCAUCCCUAUAAUGCUAUUUGGGCGCAAUUAUGUGAAUUAAAUGGUGCAGUUGGAUAUCCCCCUCGAGCAGCUCGUACUCUCUUGGUUGGCUCAAACGCCUCCCUCCUUGCUCGGCUCCUCACUAUCCUUUCCUACGUAAUUCGCUGCUCACAGGUUGUGGAACAAGACAUUCAGUCCCACCAUAUGGGAAGUAACACAUCUCCUGAACAACAACAACAACAACAACGUCCAUGUUUUUCACGCACUUCUUCUGUCGCAUCCAUUGUUACCAUUGUUGAGGGUGGAAGAAGAGACUCUCAGAAAGAUUGUGUGAGGGAUGCACAACAGCCACAGACACGACAGUUACAGAGGGAGUCCAGUAUCAGACGAAGUUGGCGAACAAACCGGGAUGGACGUAACAGCAGGCUUCUCCCUACAGAGUCCAGGGGAGAUGGCACUGCUGAGAUGACCAUGAGGACAGCUAGUCACACUCAGGCUGAAGAACCUCAACGUGGGUCAGCGUGUGAACCAGAUCCUGCAGCAGUAGGACAGCAGCCUCACAAAAAAGAAACAGAUCAAUCUUCAAAGUGGAUGCUAAAUGAUGAUGAAGAGAUUGUAAUUAGAGAUGUUAAAUAUAUUGAAAGUGUUUCGCGUAACAAAAAUAACAAAAAUCAGCAAAGUUUUGAGAAUAAAGGCAAUGACUUUUUAUCUCCAGAUGAAGCAACACUGUUAACACUAUCACAUGAUGUUGGUAGAACUUUAACCUCUAGUAAGACCUCAACAAAUCUAGCCUCUUUAGUAAGUGAUAAUGGCAGUGAUUCAAAUCUUUAUUUUUCAAACUCUAGUGGUAGUGACAGUACUAUUAUCAAGAAUGUGAAAGUAACCCCUGAACGUUUGUAUCCAACACUGCAUGAGCUAGAUGACCAUAGAGAAACUUUUGGGCCAGUCAUAUUAGAACCAGAAAUAAUUGCUGAAAAAGUACAUAAACUUUUCAGAGUAUCUAAGUGUAGUGGAUCUCAGAAGAAAGAUCAGUCUGUGUCUCAGGAAGCUGACCAGCUCAGGACAAAGGUAUCACUUGAUAAGUCACAACCUGUGAGUAGUGUUAAUUCUUUGCCUCGGACCAAAAAGUCACAGGCCUUGGGUUAUGGUUUUCAUUGUAGUGAUGUGGGUUUGAAUCACUCCACAGAAAUGGAUUUUGUUGAUAAUGACCAAAAUGGAAGUAGUAAUAGUGUAAAAUUUUAUGGUACUAGAACCAGUGAAAAAAUAUCUCUAGAUGAAGUUACUGUGCCAGCAACAGAUAUUCACCCUGAGAUAGAAGUAGGAGGAAAAGUUUUAUAUUUAUUAGAAGAGAGAGAUGUUCAUGAUGGAGUAAAGGACUCCAUGGAAAUGACACCAAAAGUUAACUUGCCAGUUAAGUGUGAAGCAGCCUUCCCUCAUGUUUCAAAGAACAGUAAUGUUGCCACUGCCAUAGGGUUUGAAGGGAUAGUUGCUGCCGGUAAAGAAAAAAAUUAUUUCGGGGUGUCUAAAGUAGCCGGAGUAUGUUGUUUACCAUCGCCACUUGACACAAGAAAAAUAGUCAGAACCAGGAAUGUUGGACGCGAUUCUGCCCGAGACCUGACCAAACUUGAGAGAGAGAUGGUAAUCUACCCUUCCCUGAGUGAUUUCAAGCAGGAUCCUAAAUUGGGUGAAAGUAAUACCAUUACCAAUAUGAAAGUAGUCACUAAAACACACAGAAGACAUCACAGUGAUCCAACCAAUGGUGUAUUUGCCUCAAAAGUGCUUUACCAUCAGAAAGCUGAACCUUUAAAAGGGGUUGUGGAGGAACAGGCAGCAGACCACAAAGAACCUGCAACAGUUAAAAAAUCAUUGAAACCCAUUGAUAGUGAAAGGAAACAUGAUAUACAAAAACCAUUGCCGGAAGCUGUAAAGGGUGAAUCUUGCAUAUGUAGCAGACAACAGUCUCAUAGCACCUGUGGUUCAAUGUGUGCUGAUAGUUUUGAUUCAUCUCUGAAGAAAGAUUCUACAAGUGAAGUGUUGAAAGAAGUAAAUGUUGCUUGUGUUACUGAGCAGUCGACCAAUAUCCAAAUGCCCAGGUGUGCUUGUGUGACUCACAAUAGUGCACCCGGGGGAUCACCUUCAGGGAGCAGCAGUGUUAUGUGUCUGGCAGGCUCCUUACUCGGGGGUGUAAUGGACCACUAUUCCUCAGUGUUUGUGGUCCAUGCCACCACUCAGACUCUCCACUGGGAGGAUGCACUUCGACAAGAUCUCUCGGCUGCGGCUCAACGCUCCACUCUUGAUCAGCAGGUCGCCGAAGCUGUGGCAGUUGUGGCUGACACAGACACUUGGGAAGUGCAGGUGAUGUCAUCUCACUCAUACGUUGUGGAACGUAGUGGCUCGAGUGGUCAAGUGGGUCUGAGAGUGGGCAUGUCUCCCCUAGUGUCAGCCAUCACAGAUUCUUUGCUGGACCUCACUCGCUUGGAUGUCGACCCCCAAUUUAUCAUGCAGCACCUGGAAGAACGCUUGUGUGAAUUGUACCUGAAGUCACAGUUGUUGGCCGAGUACUUACUGGGUGGAGCUGGUGUUUCUCUUGCAGGAUCAGAAGCAGGUCUUGGACCCUACCAUUUACCAGAGUUAACUCGAGCAUUAGGUUUAGACCUUAAUGAUUUGCCACUCUUGCUGGCAGUUGCCUCAACACAUACACCGGCCCUCACACGCAUGUUUGGCCUGACAAUUAGAUGAGUAAUGUGCAAGUGAAAUUUCUUCAAAAUCUUUAAGAUGGAAAAAUGGGAAGGGUAUAGAAUGAUGAUUAGUAUCAGAAAGUUAGAUAUUAAUAAUUGACAAUAAUUACUGGCAGUUGCACACAUAAUGAAUUGGAAAGUGUGUUGUGUAACUGUAUGGAAACAUAAAGUUCUUCAUUGAAGGUUACCAUGACCUUCACACACAUUAAUGCCAACAUAUGAAAGUUCAAUAUAAAUGCAGUACCCAACCUACUUUUAUCACUAUGCCAGCCUUGAAAAUGCCCCAGCUGACAUGUGUCUGUUAUAUUCUGCUAUAACAAUUAGGUAAGCAAAAUUAAUAUAUUAAAUGGUAAUUAUUAAGUAUACAAAGUCUGCUUAAUCAACUUAUUGACUACAAAUUCUCUACAAUAAGCUUAAAUUAUAAGAUUUAAAAAUUUAUUAACUUACCUUAACCCAGCACAGUGAGACCUCGUUAACCUUCCAUAACCCAACAGCUCUUAGUCACCUUUUCUAACCCAACACAGCCAGACCUUAUUAAACUUCCCUAACCCAACACAGCCAGACCUUAUUAAACUUCCCUAACCCAACACAGCCAGACCUUAUUAAACUUCCCUAACCCAACACAGCCAGACCUUAUUAAACUUCUUUAACUCAACUAAACACAAUGCAACCAAAAAUAAAAUGGUAAAAGUAGACAUUUAUGUUGGGUAGGUUCAUGUUUUCUGCUUUCUAACAUAAACAAACAUUCCCUUUGUCCAGCCCAAUGGUUUAAUGUUUCUCCUAGAUUUCAUUAAGAUAAAAAAGUGCUAAAAGGGGAGAGAAUUUAUGUUUUUAGAUGAAAAUUAAAACGAUUUAUCUGUAACAUAAUUUUGGACAAAUAAUUUUAUUAAUCAGACAUAGACAUACUUGAAUAUUACCAAUUAAAGUUAUAUUACAAAAGAGUUUGUGUACUGUAUACGUAUGGGUAUUAAAGGAGUUUAUUGUUGCCGCUUGAGGUCUUCACUGUUACACCAUGUACUGUAGUGGAGGUAGGUGAGGAUGGUGCAGGUAGUCUUGAUACAGGUGGGUCACUGAACCUAUGUCAUACAGUCUUGUGCCAAACUCUAUUCAGUAAGUAACUAUUUAAACUUAAACUUGACUGUAAUAUAUAAAUGUUUUAUGUGACUAAAAUGAAACUAAGCAUUUAUUUAUGCUUCAGCUGUAAGAACAUCAAUAGAAAAUACGUAAGUAACCUCUCCGACAAGAUUGUCAUUGUGGUUUACUUUAAGUAAACUUGUGGAAAAGUACUCGUGGAGGAGCAAGAAUGCGAGGGAGAGAGAAUAGUUCAUUAAACUAUUAUGUAUAAGACAUUAUUAUGGUCAUAUUAGUUAUGCCUAAUGUCUAGGUAUUAAGGGAAGAUUUAUCUCAGGAAGUUGUAAUUUACAUGACUGGCAGGACUCACAUUACUUCCAGCCAUUAUUUAGAUAUAGAUUUUAUUUCAAGUAAACAUUUAAUUUUCCCAGUGAGAGAUGGAUAGCUAUAGUGAUAGUGUGACUUGGAUAGUGGACUUUGAGUUAACUGUCAUAUAUAUUUCCUUAUUUAAUGAUUCAAAUUAAUUAUUCAUUAUUUAGUGAAUUUAUUGAGAAAAAUUAACAAGGGUAGCAACUUGUUCUAUGAUAAAUGUGGUCACAAACACUUUUACAUUGAGGUUGAGGUCAAUAGUCUUUGUUAUUAAAUUAAUUUUUGAAGUAGUUUCUUCUUCAACACUUAUAUACAUCAUCAAAAACUUUCCUUCAAUAACUAAAUAAAACCUGUGUAAAUCAGUUAUCACCAGGGUCAGCCAUGGGAGAGGCACUAACUUAAUAACAACAAAAUGCUUAAGAAAUUGGCUUAUAAUUAUCAGUAAUAAAAACACACAUACAUCCACACAUUGAGUACUCUUCUGUGGUGUAACACUAUCACCAUAAUUGAAUUUUGGCCGUUUCAGUAGCCGAUCAUUUUUCUGACUGGUUGAAUUAAGUUUUACUGCUCUCUUUAUACUGUAUCAUUGUAAUGUGGCAGCACCUACCGAGUCACAGGUAACACUAGAGUAAAUCCCUGUUAUGACUCAUUGUUUGAAUGUUGUGUUAAAUCCUGUAUUACCGAAUCAUGUUGCCACCAGUGUUGCAACAACUCUCCUGGUUGUGGUAUACCUGUGUACACAGGAUACAAGCUGAAAUGCAACUUGGAGCUAAGUCAAUUAUUAUAAAUUUUGCAAUUCUUGAUACAUGGUACAGGUAUUAGUAAAUUGUUGACCACAGCCCAUUACUUAGUAAAAGACAAGAGUCUAAUGUUUAGGUAGGUAAUGACUUGUGGUCCACCACUGUACAGUGUUCAGUUUUGCAAUGUAUCAGAGAUAGGCAAGUUGUCUAAAGAACUGGCUUCCAUGAAAAACUUCCUUCAAACUGUUUAAAAAGUGUUUCUUUACAACACAGGGUGGGUAGCUUCAAUAUAAUGUACCAAAGUCCUGGAAACUUGUUAAUACUGUACCAUCGAGUAGAAAGGAUGGGCAGAGAAAUGUCUUCAUUUGAAAGACUUGCACUAUCACCCAAAGCAGUUAAAGUCUCCUGACAGGCUUUUUAGAACCAAUUCUAACUUUGUCUCUGAUUAUUUUAAAUUAAACUUUAUUAGUUUUGUGCCAAUGCUGCUACAAUUAUUCCUAUUCUAAGAAUGAGAUGAAAAAGCCUCGCUAGCCAUACCAAACUUAUUAGACUUUUUUAUGUUAAGGUCAAGGGGAAAAACUCCAUUUCCAUUACAAAUGCAUGUGCCUCAAAUUGGACAAUAUUACAUUACCAGUAGCUAGGAACUUACAUAAUGCAUGGUAUAAAUCACUGUGAAUCAUGCUGGGUGAUUAGGUUAAAUAUGGAAGGACAAAUGUGACAUUCCGAUUAACUGUUCUUAAUGUCAUAACCUGAGAACCUUUGUCCACUCACAGUGAACACACCAUAAGGAACUUACACUGUGUUUUAUAUGUACAGCACUAUAGUACAGGUGUAAGCCUUGUUCACUUGUUUUUGGCUUAUGUGUAGAAAAAAUAAAGCUCUAGACUUUUUGUUACAAGACAUUCUCGUGAUGAUGCGAGUCCCACUGCAUAAAACUGGUCCUCAAAUUCUAAUAAACUAAAACUGCUGAUAACACCAGAGUUUUUGGAAACAGCUCUUCAGUUAUAGACCAAUGCUUAAUUUGAAAUAUCUGAACAAUUUAUGAAAUGUUUUCUUGAGAUGAUUACUAUAUGUACUGUUUAUUUUACAUUUACAUUGAAUGAACUUUUAAAGUCUGAUUCUGUAAGACUUUGUUUUUAUCAAAAUUAAUAUACUGUAUUGAUAUUGGAAGAUUUUACUGCAUCUUGUGUUGUCACCAGUCACCAUAUAGAUAACAGUUAUUACAGUGGGAUCGUGACUUACUUGAUCAGCCGAGUCUAUCAGGUGUCAAUUGCAUCAUAGACUGGUAGAAACUAUUAAAGCACAUAACAAUAAACUGUAGAAAAGAUGAGUGUGACCAAUACUGUACACUGGAAGGUUAUUACUUUAAACUGUCAUUGUGAUAAUUGAUAAAAUACAACUGGUGGUCUAUUGAUAAUUAUUGUCUCAAUGGAUGUGGCCAGUGUGAUUAGUAUAAAUUGAAGGGCAAUGUACAGUAAUAUCUCCGUUAGCCGGAAUCCCUCAAACCCGGAACUCUCCGAUAGCCGGAAUGUAAAUUUUCUAGGAAAAUCGUUCCCAAAGCCGGAUUUUUCCGGAAAAUUUCGCCUUUGGGAACUAUUUUCCAAGGGGAACAUUUUCCGGAAAAUUCUGAGAAAGUUUUCCCGAAAAAAUUCUGGGGAUAGGGGAGUUUUUCCGGGUUUGAGAGAUGAAAAUCAGGCUCAUCUUCUGGAAAU